Molecule: messenger RNA, 1885 nt
Organism: Styela clava
Lineage: Eukaryota; Metazoa; Chordata; Ascidiacea; Stolidobranchia; Styelidae
Product: sorting nexin-10B-like
Biological process (GO): vesicle organization; intracellular protein transport
Cellular component (GO): endosome
Molecular function (GO): phosphatidylinositol phosphate binding
Source: RefSeq, a predicted model, not a curated record
UAUGUCACUCCUAACCCCCACCUGACUACGAGUUCGCUUCUGGCGAACGUGGCGCUACCUAGACUUGAAGGAGAAGUCGCUUUUAUUAGUUACCACACGGAAUACAACGCGCCCCACUAACAGAUUAUUCCCAGCCGAGUUCGAUGCGCAAUAGUUUACAUUUUCAACGUCAGGAGAAUAUUCCAUUCAACAGGAAUGUGUGCUUUCAUCAUAAAUUUGCGCAACAGCGACCUAAGAGGUACGGGUCUUUCUAGUCGAUGUGAGGUCGCUAUUUGCUAUUUGAUUUCAAUCGGAAAAAAUACCAAAGUAAACAUAAAGUAUGACGCACACUAAAUAUAUGCUACUGGGUUCAUUCGUUCAGACAAAGAAGGAUUGACCUAAGCUAUUCGAAGUUCGAGAAUUUAUUUGUAAUAUUUACCACAUCAGACGUGCUAUGCUAACCCGAGACAAUCAAAACAACUAAAUUUUGAUUAAUGUUGAGUCAUAUGACGUUGCAGUUUUGUCACAGUCAUCAGAGUAUCGGAAGAGGUUUUGUCACACAACAUGUCAUUUCAAAUAGCUUCAUGUACGAGGUUUCAAUAAUUACCUGGUUUAAUUGCAGAACUGUAGGAAAUUAUCAACAUAUAAUAAAUUUGAAAUGACGAUUAGAAUUGAUUCUGACGAAAAAGUGUCUUAUCAGGAAUACAUCAAUAUUUCCAUCAAUGCGCCGAAACUGGUGGUAAUCGAUGACCCACAUGAAAAAUUCAUAGUUUACGAAACAACAGUAAAGACAAACAGUUUAUCAUUUGCGGCAUCGCAUACUCGGGUUCGUAGAAGAUACAGAGAUUUUGUAUGGCUGUAUAAUCGGUUAAAAAGCAUUCCUAACAGAAUCAUAUCCGUUCCGUCAUUGCCAAGCAGACAGUAUUUCUGGAAUUUUAAUUCUGCUUUUCUCCACAAACGCAAAGAGGCAUUGGAAGUUUUUCUUAAAAGAGUGGUGCGCGAAACAAUAUUUUUAUCAAGUACAUCAUUGCAUCUAUUUUUACAAACUGAUUUGACACCUAUUGAAAUGGAGGAUUGCAUCAUCAACGGAAGUGUUGAAGAAGUAAUGAAUACAAAAAUAAAAGUUGUGGAAACGGACAAUGACUUCACGAACUCAUUAGAGAGUUCAGAAGAAGUUCAGGAAAUAUCUAAAUCCGACGACGAAAAUCAAGACUCGGACCCGAAAGGUGAUGAUGAACACCACACUCCUAUUUUUUGGAAAUGCGAAAAAUCCACAAUGCGAAAAGUAGCAAGCCUUCCGAAUUUUUCACCUGUUGUUAGAAAUUUCAAUGUUGGAAGAAGUAUUUUUGAAAAUAAUAAUAACACCACUAUUCAACCACUUGUUGCAAGCGAGUAGCAAUUUUAAAAUUGGCGCUCCAAAAGUAUGUGUACCAAUAUAGAGGUAACUAAUUUUGUUUGCCUAUUUUACAUCAAGUUGUUCAAAGGGACUAAAUCCUAUGGGCAGGGAGUAUAUUUACUUGGCUAACACAGACAGUCCCGAACUCGUAAUAGUUUAAAAAAGGGGAAAUCGGAGUAAAAUCAUGGCCCAAUCCUAACCUGGUACAUAUAAUACGUACCUUGGUACCUUAAAAUUAUUGAUGAAUAUACCAAAGAACUUUCCAAACAUAUUUGUAAAAAUAAAUGUGAAUUGAGCACUAUUCAACUUGUGACAAUUUUCCAAAUUCCACCUUUUUUUUGGUCUAUGGGUAAAAUGAAUGAAUUAUAUAUUUAAUAGCAAAGUUAUAUACAUAUUUUUAUUUUCUUGCGUUAGAACAUACUUCCAUUUUAUUGCUUUAUUAUUUAUUGUAUUUAUUAAAUUCUACAUCGUUAUUUUGAAUUGUUUAUAUCUCGGUAUUGUAUCUUAUAG